UUCUGUCUCAUUAAACACUCACAACUCGAGCAGUCAAGUCAAGUUAUUUUGCGAAGUUCAUUGAAAGCUUUUGAUCGUGGAAAAUUGUGAGGCGAUGUAAAAAGUGAAAACUGAAUUUUCUGUACCAAAGAAAACAAGAAUUAAUUAAAUGAAUUAAAGAGAAUUAACAAUUAAAAUCGAAGAAAAAAGAAAAACUGUUGAGGAAAUUUCCCGAGAGAACAAAAAAAAAUUAAAGAAAUUUUCAAGAACUACACGUGAUUAUAAAAAGCAGGUGACAAAAUGCUCGGAGGCUCAAGUAAAGACGAUAAGCUGGAAAAACGAAACCAAGUUGAUACUGCAUCGAUUCGAGAAAAAGUUAAAUUAGCUCGUUCAGAAAAAUGGAGAAUCUUGAAAAAUAUUGUGACGGUGUCAUUUGCAUUCAUGGUGCAAUUUACUGCAUUUCAAGGAACAGCAAAUCUUCAGUCAUCAAUCAACGCUAAAGAUUCGUUGGGAACAAUUUCACUGAGUGCAAUUUAUGGCGCACUUGUUGUGUCUUGCAUCUUCUUACCAACAUUGAUCAUUAGAAAGUUGACAGUGAAGUGGGCACUCUUCUUCAGUAUGAUGUGUUAUGCUCCUUAUAUCGCUGCACAGUUUCAUCCACGAUUUUAUACGCUUAUUCCGGCUGGAAUUUUGGUUGGUCUCGGAGCAGCACCAAUGUGGGCUGCAAAAGCGACUUAUUUAACGCAACUUGGACAAGUUUAUGCGAAACUUGCUGAUCAGCCCGUGGAAGCAAUGAUCGUGAGAUUCUUUGGAUUCUUCUUUCUUGCAUGGCAGAGUGCUGAACUUUGGGGUAAUUUGAUCUCAAGUUUGGUGCUCUCAUCUGGUCAUCAUGGUGUAACAAGUGGUCACUUUGGAAAUUACUCUGAUGAGUCACUUGAACUUUGUGGGGCAAAUUUUUGUGUUGUUGACACAAGUGACAAUGAAAAUUUGCAGCGACCACCAGAUUGGGAAAUUUUUGAAAUUUCAGCGAUAUAUUUGACUUGCAUUGUUGUAGCUGUCAUUAUCAUAGCUUUGUUCAUGGAUCCAUUGUCGCGAUAUGGUGAGAGAAGACGUGGAUCAAUAACAGCUCAGCAAUUAUCUGGAGUUGAACUUCUUACUGCCACUUUCAAACAAUUAAAGAAACCAAAUCAGCAGCUUUUGAUUCCAUUAACUAUUUUCAUUGGUAUGCAACAAGCUUUCAUUGGUGCUGACUUUACACAGGCUUAUGUUUCGUGUGCUUUGGGAAUUCAUCAAAUUGGAUAUGUCAUGAUAUGCUUUGGUGUCGUUAAUGCAUUUUGUUCGGUUAUUUUUGGUUCGCUUAUGAAAUAUGUCGGUCGAUUUGCAAUUAUCAUGUUUGGAACUGUCGUUCACAUGUCAAUCUUCACUUACUUGCUAAUCUGGAGACCACAUCCAGAUCAUUUUUACAACUUUUUCAUCAUUUCGGGGUUGUGGGGAGUCGGCGAUGCUGUUUGGCAAACUCAGAUUAAUGGAUUAUAUGGAACACUCUUCAGACGAAACAAAGAAGCUGCUUUUUCCAAUUACCGACUUUGGGAGUCUCUUGGAUUCGUUAUUGCUUACGCAUACUCAACAGCUCUUUGUGCUAGAAUGAAACUUUAUUCGGUGAUGAUUGUGCUUGGUUUUGGAGCUUUCUGUUAUAUUUUAGUCGAGAUUAGACAUUUGAGAAAGGAACGAAGACAAAGAGAACUCGAAAAAAAACUCGAUGAGGAACCAAAAGAACUUCCAAGUCGAAUCGAUGAUGAAACUGACGACGAGCAUGAUGAAUUGGAUGAAGACAUUGUCGUUACUAAAUUGUAAUUAAUUAGCUAUAAAAACACAAACAUUAUUUCAUAAACUUUAAAAUUGAAAAGAAAAACUCUUAAAAGAACAAAAUUUGUUUGAAAGGAUAACAGAUGAAUAAAAAUUUAACUUUGCACUUUAA
This is a messenger RNA of Clunio marinus, 1957 nucleotides long. NCBI's taxonomy places the organism in Eukaryota, Metazoa, Arthropoda, Insecta, Diptera, Chironomidae. The record is from the annotation of a GenBank genome assembly.